Messenger RNA from Magallana angulata, 2402 nucleotides. RefSeq names its product phospholipid scramblase 1-like. NCBI's taxonomy places the organism in Eukaryota, Metazoa, Mollusca, Bivalvia, Ostreida, Ostreidae. The record is from RefSeq and is a predicted model, not a curated record. Gene Ontology annotation, molecular function: phospholipid scramblase activity. Gene Ontology annotation, cellular component: plasma membrane. The transcript has 11 exons. Gene Ontology annotation, biological process: plasma membrane phospholipid scrambling. Bases 166 to 1020 code for a protein of 284 amino acids.
AAGUUUAACCGCUAAGAUCUGCUGCGUACUAAGUAACAAGGCCCAAACACUGUGACGUUAACACUGCAAUAUUCAAACAUUGAUCAGAAUAGCGUCAUAGCGAGAGCAAAAAAUAGUUGGGAUAUUUAAAUAGAUCACUUCUGUAGAGAGUACCAUCCACUAACCAUGUCUUACCCCAAAUCUGAGAUGGCAGGAGGCGGGCCUCCACCACCAGGGGCACCAGUACAGGCCCAGCCAGCUGCCGCAGAGGAGGUCCCCUCCAGCUACCCCACACAGCCAGGCAUGCCCGGGGCCCCCGGAGGCUGGAUGGCCGCCCCCACACAGGUUCCUGCUAACUGUCCCAAGGGACUCGAGUACCUGGCACAGGUGGAUCAACUGCUGAUUAAACAGAAAGUAGAGGCUCUGGAAGCUUUUACUGGAUUUGAGACCAAUAACAAAUAUGAGAUUUUGAACUCCUUGGGACAGAGGAUUUACCAUGCAGUGGAGGACACCUGCUGCUGUACCAGGAACUGCUGUGGAAGCUCCCGACCUUUCGACAUGAAAAUUCUGAACAACCAAAAUCAGGAAGUUAUCCACCUGUCUAGACCACUUAGGUGUAGCAGCUGCUGGUGCCCUUGCUGUCUACAGAAAGUGACGGUGGAGGCUCCCCCUGGUAAGGUCGCUGGGUACGUGUGUCAGUCGUGGAGCUUGUGCAAGCCGCGGAUGAGGAUCGAGAACGCGGAAGAGGAGACCGUGCUCAGGAUUAAAGGACCCUGUUGUCAACUCAACAUCUGCGGUGACAUUGAGUUUGAUGUCUACGCCCCUGAUGAGGAGACCUAUGUUGGGCGUGUCACCAAGCAGUGGUCGGGACUGGGCAAGGAGUUGUUUACCGAUGCCGACAACUUUGGAAUCUCCUUCCCCCUGGAUCUGGACGUGAAUGUCAAGGCCACACUUCUUGGAGCAGUGUUCCUCCUGGACUUCAUGUUCUUUGAGAACAACACAAAGAAGGAUGAUAAAAUGGACAAGCACAGCAUGCAUUAGAAACACGACCACCACUAGAUGGCGUGGAAGCUGCAUGUCUCCAUGAAAUCAGGGUACUGGAUCAACGCCAUUCUCCAGAACAGUUCUCUAAACGAACAUCACUUACAGUGUAGCCUUUGAUUCUACCAUGGACUCUUUACUUUUCAUUUAUAUGUUUUAUACAGAAGAUUUUUAAUGCAGUUUGAUUCUGAAUGUAAUUCAUGUGGAUACUUUUAUGCUGGGAACUUUCCUAGGACUUCUUUUAUAGUUGAUUUUGUGUUAAAUCCUUUGUCUGCCAUCACUUUUAAGCGUUAUUGGAGCAGUAUUAUGAUUUGAAUAUCAUAGAGAUAUUUGAGGAUUUUGUAUGAAGUUAAGUAUCAAUCAUUGUACAAUAACAUGUACUGUAUUAACAUUCUCUCAUUUCAUGGCCUGUUGAUAUAGAUGCUGUCGUAUAAAGACAUUCAGGAAUAAUCAAAAAAUAAUGUAUAACAUGGUACAAGGGACAUUCUAUUGGCUUGCUGUGUAAUACAUGUAGCUAUGAUAUUAAUUUUUGGUGGUCAUCAUUCUCUAACAAGGCUUAUUCUGCAGCAAUACAUGAAAUCUCUAUGUAGACCUUCCCUCGGUAACUUGACUAUACAGCAUUAUAACAAACUAUAUGUAGAUCUGCAUUUAGAGUCAAAUGACCAAAGAUAACGAUUGUAAAGUCCACUCAUAUUUCCUUGUUAACAUGAACUUAUUUAUUUACAACUGUUGGAGAUCAAUCAUAUCUAUGUAUGUAUUCUUUUUAUAUCAAGUUUAAACUUUUAUUUUUACUUAGUUUAUUUUGUGUCUUAAAUUUUUUAUAUGAAGAAUUUUACUCUACACUUUUACUGAUUUACCCUGUGCUUUUAAUGGCAUUGUUUCUAUAAUUCACAUAAUCAAAUUCAACUUUUAUGACAUCAAUUUAUCGAUUUUAAUUGCUGUUUUUUCUAUGUAAUUCUCAAGACAAUAAACACUUUUUCAAGAUGAACAAGAGAAGCUGUAUUUGUAAUAUGAUGACUUCUGGACACUGUUUUUUUUUAAAUAUUGUAAUAAUUGACUAGAAAAGUACUGAUGAUAUAAAAAAAAAGAAGCUAUAAAUUAAACUUCUCAUUUUGAGUCAUCUCAAAGACUAAAUUUAGUAGUCGUUGUUUAAAUAUUUUAAUUUUUGCAUUUGACUUGAAAUACAUGUAUAUACCUAUAAAUUUUAUUACGUAAAAGUAUGCUUCCAUGAUUUCUAGGGGAUGAGGACCGCAUCGCCUCUGCACAUAUUGUGUGUACCCGGUAGUUUUCUUUUACUAUAUAUGUAUGUAAAAUGUUGUGAUAAUUGAUUCUUGUACAUCUUUUUAUAGAAUAUUAAAUAAUUGCUUCGUUUCUCUCUCACA